Molecule: messenger RNA, 1069 nt
Organism: Labrus mixtus (cuckoo wrasse)
Lineage: Eukaryota; Metazoa; Chordata; Actinopteri; Labriformes; Labridae
Gene: nol7
Product: nucleolar protein 7
Exons: 8
Coding region: 43-726 (227 amino acids)
Cellular component (GO): nucleus
Molecular function (GO): RNA binding
Source: RefSeq, a predicted model, not a curated record
UGUGGCGCAGACUGAUGACGUAAGCCCUUCCUCCGAGCCAACAUGGCGAAGAAGCAACGUGGGGAAACAACCUCGUCUUCAAAGACGCCGAAAAUCGUUGAACAGACAGAUAAUUUCAGUUUAAUGCUUACAUCCAGUGACGAUGAAGAGCCCGAAGAGGUGACCUUUGAGGACGCGAAGACUGAGGCUUUACGGAGCAUGAAACUGGCGCUGGACGGAGCCAGAAGGGAGAAGGAGCUGCUGAAAGAGAAGAGACGAAAGAGACAGGAACUGUUCCAGGAGCAGAAGAAAAGAAAACUUUUACCGGCCGACGUGUUGGAGGAAAUCGACUCGGCUCCUUCAAAGAAGCAGAAAGAGUCUGAGGAUGAAGGUGAAGCUGAAGAAGAAGAUCAGGAGGGAGAGGAGGAGAGCAGGAAGAAGAAGAACAGUAAGAAGAUGGCACAUUCCCGAAGUCUGAAGGGGAACUACACGGUGACGACGGUGAGGGAGCGGGCGUCGGCGUCCUGCCAGCAGCAGACGGCUGAAGACUUCCUCCGGUCCAGACUGUACGGACCAGGAAGCUGCAGGACCACAAGUAACGAGCUGCUCUCUCUCCAGAACAAGAAGGGGAAGAAUAAAAGUGCCGCUGUUCAGUUCGUCAAGAAGGACUGGGCCUGUAAAGAAAAAGCCAAAGCAGAGAAGAUGAAGAAGCGGUGGAUCCACAAGCAGCAGGUUUCCUCCUGCUGACCCGACGUCUCCCACAAACUUCACUUCACAGACUUUAAUCCUCGCGCUGCACGAGUCAGACAGAGAAAAAGAUCCUUUAAAACACGUCAACAUGACUCAAUGUGGAAGACGUUCUAAUUCCUCUGUUUGUGGAUUUUCUCAGAGCCUGAACAUGUAAAGAAACGGUACUUUAGCGUUUCUUUGACGGGUAAUAGAUCCUUUAAACGGAAGCGCCGUGGGACGAGCGUCUCUGACAAACGCUCUCACUGAAAGCUCCACUGAUUUAUUUUCUUUUUAAGAGUAUAUUGAUGAACUGUAAUGUUUGUAUCUUUGAGAAAUAAAAACACAACACUGCUCAAAGGUU